Messenger RNA from Sphaeroforma arctica JP610, 489 nucleotides. RefSeq lists its product as hypothetical. The record is from RefSeq and is a predicted model, not a curated record. Bases 1 to 489 code for a protein of 162 amino acids. NCBI's taxonomy places the organism in Eukaryota, Ichthyosporea, Ichthyophonida. The transcript has a single exon.
AUGACUAUGACUAUGACUAUGACUAUGACUAUGACUAUGACUGUGACUGUGACUGUGACUAUGACUAUUAAUCUGACUAUUAUAACUAUGACUAUGACUAAGACCAUGACUAUGACUAUGAUUAUGACUCUGACUAUGACUACAACUAUGACUAUGACUAUGAAUAUGACUAUGACUAUGACUAUGACUACGACUAUGACUAUGACUAUGAAUAUGACUAUGACAAUGACAAUGACUAUGACUAUGACUGUGACUGUGACUAUGACUAUUAAUCUGACUAUUAUAACUACGACUAUGACUAUGACUAUGACUAUGACUAUGACUAUGACUAUGACUAUGACUAUGACUAUGACUAUGACUAUGACUGUGACUAUGACUAUGAAUAUGCCUAUGACUAUGACUAUGACUAUGACUAUGACUGUGACUAUGACUAUUAAUAUGACUAUUAUAACUAUGACUAUGGCUAGCUGUAGCUCUGGAUCUACAUAG